Molecule: messenger RNA, 470 nt
Organism: Glycine soja
Lineage: Eukaryota; Viridiplantae; Streptophyta; Magnoliopsida; Fabales; Fabaceae
Product: glutamine--tRNA ligase-like
Exons: 4
Coding region: 16-366 (116 amino acids)
Biological process (GO): glutaminyl-tRNA aminoacylation
Cellular component (GO): cytosol
Molecular function (GO): ATP binding; glutamine-tRNA ligase activity
Source: RefSeq, a predicted model, not a curated record
GUUUGUUCCAAGUUGAUGGCUUAUGGCGCUUCCAAGUAUGAUGAUACAAAUCCUGAAGCAGAAAAGAAAGAGUAUAUUGAUCACAUUGAAGAAAUUGUUCAGUGGAUGGGUUGGAAACCAUUCAAGAUUACUUACACAAGUGGUUACUUCCAAGAAUUGUACGAAUUAGCAGUGGAGCUCAUAAAAAAGGGUCAUGCUUAUGUUGAUCAUCAGACACCUGAUGAGAUAAAGGAGCAUAGGGAGAAGAAAUUGAACAGUCCUUGGAGAGACAGGCCAAUUUCAGAGUCAUUGAAGCUCUUUGAGGAUAUGAAAAAUGGCAGUAUAGAAGAAGGAAAAGCUACACUUAGAAUGAAGCAAGACAUGUAGAGUGAUAACUACACUAUGUAUGACCUUAUUGCAUAUAGAAUUAAGUUUACCCCACACCCUCAUGCUGGAGACAAAUGGUGUAUCUAUCCAAGUUAUGAUUAUGC